Molecule: messenger RNA, 953 nt
Organism: Ylistrum balloti
Lineage: Eukaryota; Metazoa; Mollusca; Bivalvia; Pectinida; Pectinidae
Product: molybdenum cofactor sulfurase-like
Exons: 8
Coding region: 1-846 (281 amino acids)
Molecular function (GO): molybdenum ion binding; pyridoxal phosphate binding; catalytic activity
Source: RefSeq, a predicted model, not a curated record
AUGUCUGCAAAGGUGAAAGAGUGGAGUUUUGGACAGAGAGGGUUGCUGUACGACCGUGAAUGGAUGAUUAUAUCGGAAAGUGGAAUUGCAUUGAGUCAGAAAAGGGAGACAAACCUUUGUCUAAUACGACCAACAUUAGACUUGUUGGAGCAGACACUGAAACUUGAAUAUCCUGACAUGACAACUUUCUACCUACCUUUGAACUGUAAAUCACACCAAUGUCCUGAAGAGGCCUGCACCAGCAAAGUGUGUGGAGAUAGAGUCAGAGGGUUAGACUGCGGGGAUGCUGUUGCAGAGUGGGUCAGUGUGGCGUUACAGAGAUCAGGUUGUCGUUUGAUCCAACAAACCAAGAAUGACCAACGCACUAGUAAACUGAAAGAUUCUAGCCAAGCCAGUUCUAAGACAGCAUGCAGUUUAUCAUUGGCUAAUGAAUCACAGUAUCUCCUUAUAUCUCAUAAAAGUGUGGAAAUGCUACGAGACAGAAUUCUGGAGCGACAGUUGGAGGAUUCUCCUGUUGCAGACAUUGAUGACGUACCAGGUAUAUCAAACUUAGUGGGUCGUUUCCGUGGUAACCUCAUUGUAUCAGGAGGUGAGGCGUUUGAAGAGGAUUCAUGGAAUACCAUAGAAAUAGGCAUGAACACUUUUUUUAGUCAGGGAAGUUGUACCAGAUGUCAGAUGAUUUGUGUCGAUCAGACAACAGGUCAGCGAGGUCUGGAGCCAUUAAAAUCCCUCGCCUCCUGGAGGGGCAGAAAGGUACCGUUUGGUAUUCACCUACAAUCAUCAACAGGCACAGCUGGUGGAAAGCUGAGGGUUGGAGACCAUGUCCGUGUGCUAACACAAAAAUAACCUGUACUUUCUGAAAAUGUUUAUUUAAAAUUAAGUCACUUGUUAUUUAUUCACAGUUGUGAUUUUUAAGACUUUUCCAGAAAGAGUACCAGUGUAUACUCUCAUAU